CAGAAAAGAGGCUUGCCAGAGACAAAACGUUGAGAACAGGGUCUCUGUCUUGUUGAAUACCUUUGACGUCCUACUCUUUCUUUCUUCAUCCUCCAAUUCGCCACCAAUCUCAGCCUUCACAAUGACUUGUGUAUCUUUGAGCAAGCACGAUAUCAACGUGCUUGAGAAGAUCAAGGACCCCGAGUCAAACCCUUACGCCGGCAUCGUUCUUGACUCCUCGCUGCCUCGCGACCCAAACAUCACAGACGCUGGCGUAUAUGAGCGAGUAGUCGAGAAGGAGCGUGAAAUCAUCCGCUCAAUUCAGAAGCUCGAGGUCCAGCUCAGGGACCUUGGUCUCGAUCAGGGCAGGGAUGCCGCGGUUAACGGCUACCGAGAGUGCCUUUCCGCCAUCGAGGACAUGAUCUCGGAGCACCCGAACUAUGCCAGUGCCAGGAACAACCGGGUACAGAUCUUUAGACGGCUCUACGGAGACGCCAUCCUCCUUUCAGAGACCUCGGACAACACAAUGCCCUUGAUCGAGAACCCCGAUACAACUGAAAGGAGAAGGGUUGUUGCCACAGCCUUGAACGACAUGGAGACGUCUAUUGCGCUUCUGUCUCCAUCUUCACCAACCGCUCCAAUAUCGCCUCAAGCAGCACGCACGCUCUCAAUGGCACACACUCAAAGAGCAGCUGUGUACCUCAAGACGGCAAAGCUGCUGCUGCACCGCUCAUUGGACGUUGGCCAAGACCUCCGGGAAUCCAAAUGGGAGAAGCUGGACUUUGAAGAGGCUGCGUCUCGAGACCUUGCACUUGGCGGUCGAUACGGGAAUCAGAUUGCCAAGGGUUUGGCCGUCAGUGUGAACCCAACAGCAAAACUGUGCGGACAGAUUGUUCGAGAAGCGAUGAAGAAGGAAUACGGCCCGUCUUUUGGUGAUUUCAAAAGUUGAAAAUGGAAUUAGUUUAGAGUAGGAUACCCGGUGAAUAAAAGCCUUC
This is a messenger RNA of Fusarium vanettenii 77-13-4, 974 nucleotides long. RefSeq lists its product as uncharacterized. The record is from RefSeq and is a predicted model, not a curated record. NCBI's taxonomy places the organism in Eukaryota, Fungi, Ascomycota, Sordariomycetes, Hypocreales, Nectriaceae. Gene Ontology annotation, biological process: cilium assembly. The transcript has a single exon. The coding region runs from base 122 to 928 and encodes 268 amino acids.